Molecule: messenger RNA, 828 nt
Organism: Artibeus jamaicensis (Jamaican fruit-eating bat)
Lineage: Eukaryota; Metazoa; Chordata; Mammalia; Chiroptera; Phyllostomidae
Gene: CDKN2A
Product: cyclin dependent kinase inhibitor 2A
Exons: 3
Coding region: 291-728 (145 amino acids)
Biological process (GO): regulation of cyclin-dependent protein serine/threonine kinase activity; apoptotic process; negative regulation of cell population proliferation
Cellular component (GO): nucleus
Molecular function (GO): protein kinase binding; cyclin-dependent protein serine/threonine kinase inhibitor activity
Source: RefSeq, a predicted model, not a curated record
UUAGAGUGUCUAUUUAAGACUGGUCCCUAACUGAGGGGUGGGGUGGAGGAAGCCUGCUGCUAGACCUGGCCAGCCAGAUAGGGUUGGAUUGUCCAAGCCUCACUCUCCUCCUCCGACUCGUCACCUCCCUCGCUCGGGUUCCCCUUGGCAGCUAGGCCACUAGGCCGGAGCACGUGAAGAAGCCGAGGAGAGGCGGGCCACCUCUUAGGCUCCAAAGCCCGGGCCUAGUCCCACAUCCUCUCCUACGAGCCCGGUCGGCCAGGCCUGGCCUCCGGCCCUCGAGGCUCUGGAUGGACGAAGACUGCACGCCCGGAGACUGGGGCCCGGGGUCUGCAACGCCCGCCUGGAAGCGGCGUCCUGGGCUCGACUCCCGCCGCCGGGAGCCGGCGAGCCCGCAGGUCAUGAUGAUGGGCAGCACUCGCGUGGCGAAGCUGCUGCUGCUCCACGGCGCGGACCCCAACUGCGCGGACCCCGCCACUCUCGCGACACCGGUGCACGACGCCGCCAGGGAGGGAUUCCUGGACACGCUGGUGGCGCUGCACCGAGCCGGGGCGCGGCUGGACGUGCGCGACGCCUGGGGCCGCCUGCCCGUGGACCUGGCUGAAGAGCGAGGCCACCAGGACGUCGCCCGGUACCUGCGCGCGGCAGCAGCGGGCACGGAAGGCGCUGGCCACAGCGCCACGGAUGCCGCGGAAGGUCCUGCAGAUCCCGACUUCGACAAUCAAUAACAGAAAUAAGAGCACCUUGACCUGCGUGGCUCUGUGGUGUGGACAACACUCCGCAGAGUGAAAGGCAGCCAGAAGUCUCUGGUUCGAUUCGGGUCAGGGU